GGUUGGACGGCUGAGUUGGCAUCUGCCGUGGCUAAAACAGAAGGAAGCCCCUGAGUCCUGACUUCAUUCCACUCCUCCACUCAUGUUUCCUUCUACGCAGACCCGUCCUCAAACGGCGACUGGCCUUACCUCACAAGAUAUGGACCUGCUCCCCUAUAUCCGUUCAGCAACCGAUUCUGACUAAUGCAGCAGUCAUCGCCGGCUUGCCUUCCUCCUAAUGCAGCAGUCCGAUUGCCACCACUGAUGCAGCAGCCGUUCGCCGCCACUAAUUUAGAUGAUGAAGAUGACGUACGGAUUCCAGCCAGGGGGGGCCUUGCUCCAACCGCACAAAGGAUGCCCAUUCUACAGUCCUCGUCCUCCCUGCCUACUGUUUCUGCACAUCCAGAAGACUCGUCAUCCACUGCCGACGCCCAGCCUAUGCUCUCUGCUGUCCAGCCGGAACUGCCGUCCACCACUGCCGAAAUCCAGCAGGCUGUUUCCAGCACCGAAUCAGCUCCUGUUUUGGGUCGUAGCCAGCGACAGCGAACUCCCAAUGUGUGCCUAAGUGAUUACCAGACCUAUGCUAUCACCCAUGGUGUUUCUCCUGCCAUUCCAAAUUGCAGUAAUGUUAUCCCAUGUAUAAAGAAGGCUAUAACUCAAUUGGGACUGUGCAAGGGUGAUAUUGACUCUAAACACAGAGGCCACAUUGAUAUCAAGUACCUGCAAGAUGUUCUUUGGUGUCUAGUUCUAAAUAAAUUCUAAUAUCUACAAGUGGUCAUCAUCUGGGAGUAAUUGGUUUGGUAAAGGCCGUAGAAACCAUUCAGGAAAUCAAAGAGAAUAUAUGUUUGGAGAUGAGAAAUAGGAAAUCAAGAUUUGGUGUUCUGAGAAAAGGAUCUUCUUAAGUUCUAGGAUCAAAGUUGAGAGCUCCCAUAUAAUACAGAGCAAUUUAGGUGGCCUCAAGACAAGCGGUUUAUCUGGAUGCCUCCAUCUGUCUUUGUUAUUUGGCAAUUUUUAAACUAAGUCCUUUGAAAUGGAUGACUGCUCAGCAAAGAGGUCUUUAAUAGUUCAAUUGCAAAAUUGGCCAUGUAGAGAGUAAAACUAGGUGAGAUUA
Messenger RNA from Cuscuta campestris, 1090 nucleotides. NCBI's taxonomy places the organism in Eukaryota, Viridiplantae, Streptophyta, Magnoliopsida, Solanales, Convolvulaceae. The record is from the annotation of a GenBank genome assembly.